CAUUUGCCUAAUUAACAGUUGCACGUCCGCUAGACCAGGCCGCUUGUCAAUAAAGAACUUAUUGAGCGACUUUGUGGGAGCGCAGGGACGAAGCGCGUCCCGGGCCUUCGAUGCUCAAGUCAUUUGUGCAAGGCCCUGGUGUUUCGCGUAAUUGCCACUGAGUCCCUGAGCGAAAAGGCCAAAGAAGCUCGAGGUGGAACUCGCAUCGAAUAUUGGGGUAGGAUCGAGUUAUUCGGAGGCAGCGAGCAACCGAAACGAACGAAAAGCUGCACGAACGUCAGAGGGCGCCCAGGCCCCUCGGUCCCAGGGCUCAACAGUCGAAGAUGAGCCCCAAGGGCCCGGGUCAAGAGUGCCCAAAGAUGGAGGUGCGAGUGUCGUGCGUAGCGGCACCGGGGGCCGAGCCCCAGGGCAUUCGCGUGCGGAUCCCCGAGCCGAAAAAAGGACGCGAGCCCGCCAGAGGGAGAUGCCCUUCCAUGUCCGAGAAGGACAUGUAUAGGAAGGCCUUGCCCCUCGAUAAGCGGGACAGGUAUUCGACGCUCUCGGGAGCCGAGAUCAAGAGAGGAUUGGUCCCGUCGCCAGGCGAGCCCGACGUCCAGAAACGCCGGAACCCCAUGCUCGACCGGAAGAACAGGUUCCCCACGAUAUCCGGCGCUGAGCUGAAACGCGGCUCGACCAUCGGCAAAUGUCCACUGGAGGAGGGCCUGGAUCUCAGCCUCGCGCCCUGGCCCGGCAUGAAGUGGGCUUGCGUCCGGGUUCUGCACCUUUACUGCAAAGUCUUCGACCAGUUCGAGCUCUUCGAGCUUAUCGUUAGUACUUUAGAAAAUGAUGUAACUGUGGCAUUUACAAAGUCAAAAACGAUUUUCUCCGUCCAUUGCAGGAAGAAUUGCACGAGCUGCAAGUGUCCAAGAGAGGCGCACGACGUCUGUCAUGACGAGUGGGUGUCGGUACGGGCGCGACUCGGACUCAAGGCCGACGAAUCCAGGGACCCCGGCGGUUUCGAUCCCAGGGAUGCCGGACUUGCGUGGGCACCACCCGGACUACCCCCGCACAAGGUGGAGGAGUACUUCUCGAUGUUGCCAUCGCUGUCGGUCCCACGGCUCGGGACUGCUGGCGAGCGUCACAGGGAUCGCCAACUGGCGACUCAACUUCCGAAGCAGGACCUCGCCCGGGCCUACUGCCGACACCUCGACCCCCAACAUUCCGUCAGCGCCGAUGACUUCAUGGCCGCGCGAAACGAGAUCGCCUUGGACAUCGGCAGCGUUCAGGAGAUCUUCGAUAAGAUCGCGGAGUGCGGAACUUGCAACGAGCCCUUGAAGUACGGUAGCCUCGCGGUAUCAGCGAGUAAACUUGGACUUGUCUAUCACCCCACAUGCUUCAGAUGUUCGCAAUGCGAGGAGUUGCUGGUCGACCUUGCGUACUGUAUGCACGACGAUGCACUUUACUGCGAGAGGCACUACGCCGAGCAAUUGAAGCCCAGGUGCGCAGCUUGCGACGAAUUAAUUUUCAGUGGCGAGUAUACGAAGGCAAUGAACAAGGAUUGGCACAGCGGUCACUUUUGUUGCUGGCAAUGCGAUGAGUCGCUGACGGGUCAGCGAUAUGUCCUAAGAGACGAACAUCCCUACUGUAUCAAAUGUUAUGAGAGUGUAUUUGCUAACGGAUGCGAGGAAUGCCACAAAAUUAUCGGCAUUGACUCUAAGGAUCUAUCGUACAAGGACAAGCACUGGCACGAGGCCUGUUUCCUCUGUAACAAGUGCAGAGUGUCCUUGGUUGACAAACAGUUCGGCAGCAAAGUUGAUAAGAUUUACUGUGGUAACUGCUACGAUGCCCAAUUCGCUAGUCGCUGCGAUGGAUGCGGUGAAAUCUUCCGUGCUGGCACUAAGAAGAUGGAAUACAAGACACGACAGUGGCAUGAGAAAUGCUUCUGUUGCGUUGUCUGUAAAAAUCCAAUUGGAACGAAGAGCUUCAUCCCACGUGAACAAGAAAUCUAUUGCGCUGGAUGCUACGAGGACAAAUUCGCAACCCGAUGCGUGAAGUGUAACAAGAUCAUCACCAGCGGCGGCGUGACGUACAAGAACGAACCCUGGCACAGGGAUUGCUUCACCUGCAGCCACUGCAAUCAGUCUCUCGCCGGACAGCGAUUCACGUCGCGCGACGAGAAGCCAUACUGUGCCGAAUGUUUUGGCGAGCUUUUCGCCAAGAGGUGCACCGCGUGCACGAAACCCAUUACCGGCAUCGGCGGCACACGUUUCAUCUCUUUUGAAGACAGACAUUGGCACAACGACUGCUUUAUUUGCGCGGGCUGCAAGACAUCAUUGGUUGGUCGCGGAUUCAUCACCGACGGCGAGGACAUCAUUUGUCCAGAGUGCGCCAAGCAGAAGCUCUCGUAAAUCUCAUUAUGCUUUCUGUACACUUACACAUGUACUACGCGCGCGCAC
Ceratosolen solmsi marchali is the source of this 2435-nucleotide messenger RNA. It is a transcript of the gene Lmpt, whose product is annotated as four and a half LIM domains protein limpet. The transcript has 12 exons. NCBI's taxonomy places the organism in Eukaryota, Metazoa, Arthropoda, Insecta, Hymenoptera, Agaonidae. Gene Ontology annotation, molecular function: zinc ion binding. Bases 324 to 2387 code for a protein of 687 amino acids. The record is from RefSeq and is a predicted model, not a curated record.